CAGAUCGUCCACAAUCCCCAAGCUCCAGACGCGGAGAGACAAUGGUGGUUGACGUUGGCCUUGACCCCGAGCGGCGAACUCCGGCGCCGGCCGCUCCACGCAGCACCGACACUGCGGCCACGGAGGCCGACUUCCUCUGGAAGCUGCGCAAGUACGUGCUGCUGCUGGCCACGCUCGCGGCCAGCGUCACCUACACGGCGGGGCUGUCCCCGCCGGGCGGGUUCAGACCGGACAACGACAAAGACGGCGUGCACCUCGCCGGCGACCCGGCGCUCCAGGUCACCUACGCCCGCCGCUAUCAAGUCUUCUUUUACUGCAACGCCACCGCCUUCGUCGCCUCCAUCGUCAUCGUCAACCUCCUCCUCGUGCACUCGCUCAGCCGCCGCCGCUGGUGGCUCCGCGCGCUCCAGGCCGCGAUGAUACUCGACCAGUUCGGCCUUAUGGGAGCCUACGCCGCCGGCAGCUGCAGGGAGGUGGCCAUGUCCGCGUACGUCCUCGCUCUUGUCGCCCUGGUCUCCUCCUAUGUCUGCGCCCAUGUCCUGCUCUUCGCGUUGAUGCGCGACGCUGGCGAGAACGUGGUGCCGGAGGCGCCGGAAAGUGUGGAACGGGCGCGCAAGUACCUGCUUAUUUUUGUGACUCUGGCGGCGACGGUGACGUACCAAGCCGGCCUGAGCACGCCUGGCGGGUUCUUGUCGGACAACCAGGACGACGACCACCUCGCCGGCGACUCCAUGCUCCGCGGCCACCAUCCGGACCGCUUCAUGGUAUUCUUCUACUUCAACACCACGGCGUUCGUGGCGUCUCUGGUCGUUAUCAUGCUGCUGAUGAGCAGGACCGUGACGCGGCACGGGUUCCGGUCGUGCGCGCUCUGGGUGUGCACGGGCGCGGCUCUGAUCGGGCUCACCGGUGCUUUCGCCGUCGGGAGCAGCAGAAGCGUCAAGACUUCCAUCUAUGUCAUUGCGUUGGUGGCGGCUGUUCUGUUCUACAUCGGCCUUCAGAUUCUGGUGUUCUUGUGCAAGCCUGUGGAGAAUUGGCUCCACAAUGUGCAAGAAACGCUGCAAAAAUGUCUGAAAUCGGGCCAAUUGGAGUUGCAAAAUCAUCGGAUUCGUGCAGUAUCUGACCAGCAAGUUAAUGCUGACGCCGAUCAGCUUCUCAAGAAGUCUCGCAUGUACCUGCUUCUGCUCGGGAUUCUUGCUUCGGGUGUCACAUACCAAGCAGGACUGAACCCGCCGGGUGGCUUCUGGCAGAACAAUGCUGCUGAUGGUCUGCAUCACUACCUCGCCGGUGACCCGGUCCUUCACAUCACCUAUCCCCGGCGAUAUCUGGUGUUCUUCUACUGCAAUGCCACAGCUUUCAUCGCGUCGCUGGUCAUCCUGAUCCUCCUCCUAAGCAACAUAUUAAGCACCCAAGGAAUCAAGUAUUGUGCAUUGCAGGUUGCCAUGAUCCUGGACCUUUUUGGAUUGGUUGGCGCUUAUGGUGCUGGAAGUUGCAGACAAGUGUCGAAAUCUGUGUACAUCUCGGUGCUUGUUGUUCCAGUGUUCCUUUACGUCGGCAUCCAUGUUCUGGUAUUCAUGCUAGAAGUCUCCCCAACUUGCGCGACAUGGAGAAAAAUGGUGACGGAGAAGCUGGAGCAGUGUGUUCCCAAAUGGCUCAAGAAGUUGUUUGAGCUGCCGACUGAGGAGGAAGAUGAGGACAUGAAAUGGAAACUGGAGAAGAGCCGCAAGCUUCUGCUGCUCCUUGCAAUUCUUGCAGCAAGCCUCACCUACCAAGCAGGCAUGAGCCCCCCGGGCGGCUUCUGGCAAGAGAACACGUCAGGCCAUGUCGGCGACCCGGUGCUCAACGACAACUACCAACGUCGCUACCUGGCUUUCUUCUACUGCAAUGCAACUGCAUUUGUUGCAUCUCUGGCCAUCAUCAUGCUGCUGGUGAACAGAAAGCUUUCGGCGAGAGGGAUACAGUCCCACGCGCUGCGGGUGUGCGUGAUCCUUGACCUGAUCGGGCUCAUGGGCGCGUUCGCUGCUGGGAGCUCCAGGAAGGUAUCAACUUCCAUAUAUGUCUUUGUCCUGAUCUUUGCAGUUCUAAUCUGCAUCGCGUUCCAAGUCGUCCUGGUCUUGUCGGAAUCGGUUCAGGGUCUCCUGCGGAGACUUCUAUCCAAGAUCGGCAUACUGGUGGAGGAAGCAGAUGGCAUGUCUUCGCGCAGGGCCAGCGCCGGAGUGGAGCGUGAUCUCUGGGACCAAAAGUUGCCCAAAUACUUGCUGCUGCUCGCUGCACUUGCAGCGGCUGUCACGUACCAAGCCGCCAUGAACCCGCCCGGUGGCCUCUGGGAUGAUGGGCAAACUGGCCACAUCUCCGGCGACCCGGUCCUCCGGAGCAGCUAUUCACGCCGGUACAAGGUCUUCUUCUACUGCAAUGCGACUUCCUUCAUGGCGUCUCUGGUGAUAAUGGUCUUACUCCUGAUCAAGCGAGUAAGCAGCACACAACCAGCGCUGCUGGCACUGCAUGCCGCCAUGAUACUGGACUUGUUUGGCCUCAUGGGCGCAUAUGCCGCCGGGAGCUGCAGGAGAGUGAGGACGUCUGCGUACAUCUUGGCACUGGUCGUUGGGGUUUCUGCAUACAUUGUUGUUCUUGUCGUUGUGUCCAUAGGGAUCGCGAAAUGGAUGAAAAGAGUCAUGGAUGAGAUGGGAGAACGACUGACCCAGUGCUUCUCCCUUGAAGAUAUGUGAGACACUGGCGCCAUGAGCGUUGAAGGGAUGUGAUGGUAGUAGUUCUUGUGCAUGUUUUUUUUAUUUUGUUCCGAACGUUUGAUAGGAUUCCAAAUCUAGCUUAUGGUCUUUGUGAAGCACUAUUGUAAUUUGAUUAAUUGAUACUUAUUAAUCGAGAUUCCGCAACGAGAUGAAUAUGUUCUA
Messenger RNA from Phragmites australis (common reed), 2906 nucleotides. RefSeq lists its product as uncharacterized. The transcript has a single exon. The coding region runs from base 42 to 2723 and encodes 893 amino acids. The record is from RefSeq and is a predicted model, not a curated record. Lineage: Eukaryota; Viridiplantae; Streptophyta; Magnoliopsida; Poales; Poaceae.